Molecule: messenger RNA, 2130 nt
Organism: Phytophthora sojae
Lineage: Eukaryota; Oomycota; Peronosporomycetes; Peronosporales; Peronosporaceae
Exons: 4
Coding region: 1-2130 (709 amino acids)
Molecular function (GO): protein binding
Source: RefSeq, a predicted model, not a curated record
AUGGCGUCGAAGGAGGCCGCCGCGCUGGCCAUGGCCGUGGAGGAAGGCAAGACGCGCGACCUGUACAAUGCGCUGCGGACGGGGGAGCACGGCGUCAGUCUCGAAGCGUUGGCCCAGUCGCUCUAUUUUGUGCAGCACGCCGAGUUCACGCUCUUCGACGUAAAGGACGCCUUCCGCUCGUCUGCAGGAGCGAGCGAGCGUUUCUUGGCCUACAGGGAGUUCCAGGUCUUCCUCAGCAAGACUGCUCGUGUCAAGUAUUAUGGCAAUUGCGGCGGGUACGACGAGGCGAGUGGGUCGAUGGAUGCUUCGCCGCAACAGCACCCUCGACCGACCGACCUGGAGCUGGUGUGCGCGCUGGUGGAUCAACUCACCAGCGAGCGCCAUUACCAUCAGAUGCAACUUGAUACGCUGCGCUGCCAAAUGACUCGCUGCAGCGCUCUCGAUACGCUUGAGCUCAACUUGCCGCUGCUCGUGCAGAGUUUCCAGCUCUACGGGCCUCAUAAUUGCCUGUCGACGAACGUCGCGGCCUCGAUGCGGUCAAUUAUCACGCUGGACGGAUUCGUCGACUUCCUCAACGCGUACUUCGAGUACGAGGAGUUCUUCUCGUUCGACGACCUCGCACGAAUGUCAAGAGAGGUGCUGGCGGGGUUUGAAAGGGCCAGCGCCAAGGCCGACGCGAAAGACUGCAAGGACUCUGCAUGUCGCACCGGUGACGAUCUCAACUUUGCGCAGUUCUUGGAGCUGUUCUGCCGCGUGGCUUCUGCUUUCCACCACAAGCUCCUUGUCCGAGAGGGGGCGCAGCUUCGACGAGCGGUUGAAUCCUGCCGCCUCGAGUUCAGCCUCGAGAUUCUCUUGGAUCACAUGCGUAUGACGCUGAUCCCGAACGAUGGCACACUGACGGAGGUUGCCCCCAGCCAACACAAGCAAGAGGUUUCUUCCGUUAUUGCGGGUAUGAAAGGGCUAACAGCCGAGAACUUGCAGUCUCCCCGUGGCGAUGACGCAGCAGCCCUGAUUUCUGUAGUUCAAAAUGUCCGCGACGUGCUGCGACUCGAUGCUGCUGACCACGCGAUGUCUAAGAUGCCUCGGUCUCGGGGAUUGAAGCGCGUAGGCAGCUUAGUAAACCAAGGUCCCCUGUCCAGAAAGCCGAGCGCCAGUCUAAUUGAGCCUGAUCCGUCGGGUAGGAGUACACCCACCAUGCACUCGACCGCAGCUACAGCGCACCUUUCAAACAAUCGAAAGCCUCCUCCCCAGGUCGCCAUGAUACGGGAAGUUAUCAUGCCCCCGUCGUUGCCUGGAGACCUGAUUCAGCUACUCGAAAGCGCGCUGAAGUUUCAAAAUAUGGGUCAGCACAACAUGGCGCUAAGCACCCUGGAUUCAUGUACGCAGCGCUACCAAGCUCAGUAUCCAUCGCCAAGCGACAAUGCGACUGUCGACCUGAUCCGCACUGAGGUUUUGCUGUUUUUCGCUCUGCAAGCUGCGAGUGUGUAUGACAGCGCCCGUCGAGAUGCACAAGCCUUGAUGAAAUACUGCGAGGCAAUGAAGUUAGCGCGUCAACUUCCUGCGUCGCACCCCGGACGAUUGCUUGUGCGGAGCUGCCUAGGAGUCACUCUAUUCUACGCGGGUGAGGUAGCGUUGGCGCAGCAAUGUCACCAGCUUGUCGUAGAUGCACGGAAAGCUGCCAAAAGCAGCACAGCUGAAGCUGACCAGCAGCCAGACAAACGAGCCGCUGCCAAAACGGAUACCAACUCCACCAGUGCACUCAUCGACGCGGCAACGGCCAUGAACAACCUUGCCUGUUGUUUAUCUCAAGACCAGACCGCGCUCUCCUCAAAAUCCUUGGACAACGCAUAUCUGCUGUUUAAACACGCCCGGCAGAUUUACGCAGACGCGUUCGGGCCCUCGCAUCCUCGUGUAGGACUGAUCGCCCGCAAUUUGGAUCGCGUUCGAUCGUCUCAGAACGGCGUAGUGAGCGACGCAGCCGAGGCUUUGGCGCGAGGUGAGUAUGCACAUGUGAUUCCUGGCAGCAGAUUCCAGAUCCAGGCUUUUGAGUACGUAGCAAAACCUUCAAAGAGCAGCAGCAGCAAAAGCGGUAAAUCCGGAGGCAAGAAGAAGAAAAAGGGAGCCAAGUAA